This is a messenger RNA of Plasmodium vinckei vinckei, 213 nucleotides long. Its product is annotated as mitochondrial ATP synthase F1, epsilon subunit, putative. The coding region runs from base 1 to 213 and encodes 70 amino acids. Gene Ontology annotation, molecular function: proton-transporting ATP synthase activity, rotational mechanism. The record is from RefSeq and is a predicted model, not a curated record. Lineage: Eukaryota; Apicomplexa; Aconoidasida; Haemosporida; Plasmodiidae. The transcript has 3 exons. Gene Ontology annotation, biological process: proton motive force-driven mitochondrial ATP synthesis. Gene Ontology annotation, cellular component: mitochondrial inner membrane.
AUGUGGAAAGCGGCGAAUGUUUCAUAUACAAGAUAUGCUUCGGAAAUGGCACAUAUUUUAAGAAAGUGUCUGAAAGACCCAUAUUCUGAUAUAGCACUGGAGAGAAGUAAAAUGCAUUUACGAGAAGUAAUAUACAAAGAUGGCAAGCCAAUUAGUCAAGAACUACAUGAAGAAUUUGAAAAAGCAUUUAAAAAUUUAGAUCUUAAUAAAUGA